CUUGUGACAACGGUAUCGAUGUUGGCGAGAGCGCGAUGUGACGUGUGUGCAAUUUAUUAUUGGUGUUUUUGGUUUACUUAAUUUGUGAAAAAAAGCUAAUUUGGAGAUUGGUUUAAAAAAGUGGAAAAAUUAAAAAUAAAUAAGAAAUUUAACAGAAAAAAAUUAUCAAAAUUGAUCAACUCGCCUUCACUUCCUACGACGCGCUACGAAAAUGUUAUACGGCCUAAUACAGUUAACGUGGUUCGACGCCACCACUGCCGCGUUGCCUUUUAUCACCGUCGCUUUGCUGCAACUGUUGAAUGCGUUGCUAACGGAUCAAACGACGCGGCGCGUGAAAUCGGCACAUGAGUUAACAACCGCCGUGAAUUUGUUAGCCGAAGAUGGCACAGCGGCAACAACAACACCGGCAAAUGGCAAAGCCACUGCUGCGAAUGGUGCAGAAAAUGGGAAAUUGCAAAAACAAAAGAGUGAACACAGUGACGACUCCAUUACAAAUAUACCCUCAGCGCCGGUGUGCUCAUCAUCACCACCCUCAUCUGCACGUAAUUCCAUCAAUUUGUUACACAACAACAAUGGCAACAAUCACGUCAUCAUUCCACAUACGCCCUGUCUGCCUGACUUACUCAGCGAUGAAUAUCACGAGGACGAAGAUACUCUCUCGCUGGAGAAUCUCUUCCCCUGCGAUCAAAGUGAAAUUUAUGCUUCGAAAAAAAUCAGCUUCAUUAUCGAUGAAGUGAUACAAACCGAAGCGAAUUACGUGAAUAACUUGCGAAAGGGCAUAAAGAAUUACGGUGAACUGCAUGCGCGCUCGGAUGCACCCGAGUCGUUCAAGGGCGCUGAAAAUCGCAAGCGUUUGCUCGGUAAUGUAGAGGAGAUUUUGGCGCUACACGAGACACAGAUUUUACCGCUAAUGCUGCGCAAUCAACGGGACUUGAAGUCGCUGUUCGACGAGUUUGCGGCCUACUUUGAUAAAAAUGAGUUUUAUUGCUAUGUGAUAUUCAUGAUGAACAAAAAGACAUCGAUGCAGUUGCGACAGGAGCAACGCCCGUGGUUGCAGAAUGUGCAGAAUGAGAUAAGCGACAAAUUGGGCAUCGACAGUUUUCUUGUACAGCCCAUACAAAGACUGACCAGAUAUCCAUUGUUGUUGCAGCAAUUCAUAUCUGAAUUCUACAAAAGCGGCAUCAGCUGUAAGCCAGUGCUGGCAUCUGUGUGCAAACUGGAGACACGCAUGCGCCGUCUACUUGAGGUAGUCAAUCAAGCGGAGGACGUGCCAGCGAUAGACGAGAUAGCCGAGCUCAAUUUGGCGUCUCAGGGCUACUUUCGACGCGCCACCGAGUUCGAGGCUUAUCAUCAUCGUUCGCGCAAGAAGUAUGCCGCUAAGGUGUUCCUAUUCGAUCGCUGCCUCAUCUGUACAGAAGUGCGAAAGCGCCGCCUCGCCUAUCGCCACCACUACGAAUGGUCGACGCUGGAGUUGCAGUUGAAUGGCAGCAAGAGUGUAACGGUAUUGCAGCGCGGACGCACUGCAUCGGCGAAAGGUAGCGCCAAGGAGGAGUAUGAAUUCACGGCGUCGGAAGCGUGUGCGAUGACACAGUGGCUGCGUUGUGCGCGGAAAAUCAUCGAAAUCGAUCGCGUGGAGGCGGCGAUGCGGGGGAAAUUCGUGCUGCCAAUGGAUUUCGUGCUCAGCGUUGGUGCGGCCAUUUGGCUGUUAUGGAAUUAUUCGUAAUAAUUUUGCUAAUAGCUUGAUUGACAUCCUAAUGGGCGGGUCCACAACUCAAAUAAGCGGGUUAACUUAUGAUUUUCAUCUUAUUAAAAUAAGUUUUUAUUAUAAAAAACUAUAGUUUAAGUAUGUUUUUGAAACUAAAAUUGCCGCGAAGAUUAGAUUGCAUAAGACUUUUGUUAAACAAAAUAUAAUAUAUAGUUUUGUAAAACGGA
Bactrocera tryoni is the source of this 1932-nucleotide messenger RNA. RefSeq names its product pleckstrin homology domain-containing family G member 4B. Gene Ontology annotation, biological process: axon guidance. The coding region runs from base 212 to 1723 and encodes 503 amino acids. The record is from RefSeq and is a predicted model, not a curated record. Gene Ontology annotation, cellular component: cytoplasm. The transcript has 7 exons. Gene Ontology annotation, molecular function: guanyl-nucleotide exchange factor activity. NCBI's taxonomy places the organism in Eukaryota, Metazoa, Arthropoda, Insecta, Diptera, Tephritidae.